Molecule: messenger RNA, 9025 nt
Organism: Lineus longissimus
Lineage: Eukaryota; Metazoa; Nemertea; Pilidiophora; Heteronemertea; Lineidae
Product: unconventional myosin heavy chain 6-like
Exons: 40
Coding region: 47-6379 (2110 amino acids)
Biological process (GO): signal transduction
Cellular component (GO): myosin complex; cytoskeleton
Molecular function (GO): ATP binding; protein binding; cytoskeletal motor activity
Source: RefSeq, a predicted model, not a curated record
CAGAUGUAGUGCCCAUAUUUAGGAUUACACUCAAAGUUUGUUCGCUAUGGCGAGUGUUUUAGACCGGCCUGUGUUGGUCGUUGAAGGUCACGAAGCUGAGGAUGGUAUACCUGAUAUGACCGUUAUUAGCGACCUCACUGAGGAAGGAAUAUGCACCAAUCUCAAAGUCCGCUAUCUGCAUGACCAAAUUUAUACAUACACAGGUGACAUACUGGUAGCCACUAAUCCAUACAAGGACCUGGGACAAUACUAUGAAACGGACACGGUAUUUCGCUAUCACGGGAAGAAGCUUGGUCAGUUACCUCCACACAUCUACGCCAUUGCCGAAUCUACGUAUGCCAAUCUGAUGAAGGAUAAGAAGAACCAGUCUGUCAUCAUUAGUGGUGAGAGUGGAGCCGGCAAGACGGAAAGCACCAAAUUCAUUCUGCAGUACCUUUGUUCUAUCACCUACGAUGUAUCAACAUGGAUUGAACAACAGAUUCUUGAGGCUAAUACAAUCUUGGAAGCUUUUGGUAAUGCCAAGACUGUACGCAAUGACAACUCCAGCCGGUUUGGCAAGUUCGUGCAAGUGUGUUUUGACAAAUCAAAUCAUAUUAGCGGAUGUGUUGUGCAAGACUACCUCUUGGAACAAUCAAGACUUUCCUUCCAAUCCGUCAAUGAGCGGAACUACCACAUCUUCUAUUAUCUGGUCGCUGGUGCUCAAGUGAACAAAGACCUAGCUAGCCAGUUCAUGAUUGGUGAUCUUGGUGUCUAUACUUACCUAAAUCAGUCUGGUUGUGUGUCAUUAGAUGGCGUCAAUGAUGCCCAGAGAUUUGACGAACUCCGCCUUGCCUUAAAUAUGCUCAAUGUGUCAGAACGAAUGACAAACGGAUUAUUCAGUACACUCUCAGCCAUUUUGUGGAUCGGGAACUUGACAUUUGAAGAUGUUGAUGGUGAGAAGUGUCAGUUGACCCAAAAAGAUCGCAAGACAAUGAGUAGGAUUUCCCGCUUGCUGGGUGUGUCCAUGCCAGAGUUGGACAAGUUGGCGAUCACAAGGCAGCUGGUAGUGAAAGGUUCGGCCACUGAUAUUCCUCUCAAAGUCCAUGAGGCUCGUGAUAAUCGACAUGCGAUGGCGAAGGCACUGUAUUCGCGCAUAUUCACAUGGCUCAUCGACCACAUCAACAACUGCACGAAUCCUGGCAAGGAUGCUGAGCGAUUCAUUGGGGUGCUAGAUAUAUUUGGAUUUGAAAACUUUUAUGUUAACAGUUUUGAGCAACUAUGUAUCAACUAUACAAAUGAGAAGCUCCACCUGUUCUUUAAUCAGUAUGUCUUUGCCAUGGAACAACGUUUGUAUGAAGAGGAGGAGAUAGAAUUUGCUCACAUCAACUUUACUGAUAAUACGCCUUGUGUAGAGCUUGUUGAUAAGCCUCCCAGAUGUAUCUUGAAGAUAUUGGAUGAAGAAUGCAGGUUUCCACAGGCCUCUGAUCAGACCUACGUAAACAAGCAGCACUCAGAGUUUGAAGAUCACCCCUGCUACCUCAAAGGGUCUGACCAGAGGAGGUGGGAGGUUGAAUUUACAAUCAAACAUUAUGCAGGGCCAGUGGCUUACUGCGUCUUGGGCUUCCUCGAUAAGAACAAAGAUUCACCACAGGAUGGCUUCACAGAGCUGAUGCAGGUGGCGAAGAACCCUUUUGUGCGGGAACUGUCCCGAUAUCAGGAUCUGCUGGAUAGAAAGUUAAACUCAGUGUGCGGUAAACGCUCAUUGCCUCGAGGGUCAAAGGCGAAACCAACUGUUGGAGAUACAUUCCGUCAACAACUGUCAGCUUUAGUUGACAUGCUCGAUACUACCAACCCAUGGUAUGUGAAAUGUGUGAAACCAAAUGAAGAGAAACGUCCGCAGUGCUUUAGUGAUGAACUUGUACUGCUGCAACUCAGAUACUCUGGCAUGAUGGAGGUGAUUCGAAUCAAAAAAGAGGGCUUCCCAGUACAUGUUCCCGCCAGCACAUUCCUCACAAACUACCGGUGCCUCAUCGAUGGCCAGCGGUUACCGGUGGAUGAGAAGGAGGCUGUGUCGGCCAUCAUGUCCUCGCUACAUCUGCCAAAGACGGAAUGGCAGAUUGGCAGAACAAAGGUCUUCCUACGCAACAGCGUCUUUGAUCCCCUGGAGGAUAGGAGAAAACAGUUCCUGAGCAAAAAGGCAGUAAACAUACAGAAAAACUGGAAGGGGCAUCUAUGCAGAAAAGCCUUUCGACGAAAGCAAUGGGCGGCGCUGGUGAUUCAGACCAAGUUCAGGGGUACGCGACAAAACCUUGCCUUUCUCAGGGAGAAGAGAGCUGUGAUCACUAUUCAGUCCUAUCUGCGUGGUAUGUUUGCACGUGAAGUUGCUAACGAACUUCGUCGUCAAAAGAAAAUGGAAGAAGAGAAAAAACGGCAGGAAAAAUUGGAACAGGAUCGACUGGUGCGGGAAAAGGAGGCAGCACAUGCGCUCUCGAAUGAUCACUCUUUAGCAGAUUCCCAGCGUACCCUAGAAAGUCUCACUCAAAUGAUAGAAACCAAUCUUGCUCAACACGAUGUAACUCCGACCAACUCCCAGGCGAUGGAUCUGGACGAAAUCUUUAACUUCCUUCAGCCAGCGGAAGAACAGACACAGCAGAUGAAGGAGGAUUAUCUUCGACAGAUUAGCAGCGAGUUUGACAAUGCUCUCAAGGAUUCAGAUUUCGAAUCGAGUGAAACAGUGAAGUCGCCAAAGAAAGCCAUGAAAAAGUUAGCACCAAUAGCUGUGGUCACAAUGAAUGGCGACAUCACAGAAAACCACACCGCUGAAACUUCAAGUACUGAGCACGAUAAUGAGAUCGAAAACAACAAUGACGCUGGACUUGAAAGUCGCGAUAUGCGACGCAAACAGCGUGUGGAGAAAAAGUUACAAGAAAUGGAACAGUGGGAGCAGGAAGUGGUCGAGAAACGGGAAAGGACAGAGUCAGACACAAAGGAUUAUGAUAUGUUGGACUUUGCUGAGAGAUAUUUUAACGUCCAUUUGAAAGAUCCAGGGGGUACGGUAAUGAAGACUUUGACGAGGAGAAGAAAAUCAUUAGGGGAACUGGUGUCAAAGGCCGACCUCAUCAAGUACUGCAAAGGUGGUGCUAUCUACACUUCUCACAUCCAUCUCCAUGAUCCAGAGAACGUCAAUAUUGCGUGCAAUAUUUUCAAGGAUUUGUGUAAGUACAUCAGAGGAGAAGUAAAGACCGACUUCAUCAACUUGACUGUGCAGAGUAUUGUGGCUUAUGGAAUCGAGCGGCCAGAAUUGAGAGAUGAGAUUUACUGUCAGAUCAUCCGACAGACAAACGAUAAUCCGAGUAAAGAUGGCCUCAUUAAGGCGUGGCAUGUCAUGUGUCUUUGUUCUGUUUCAUUUUCUCCAAGCAAGACCUUAGCCAAGUACCUCAUGGGAUACCUCAAAAAGAACACAGAAGACGAAGUGAUAGGCAAAUAUGCCAGUUUCUGUGUGACACACCUCAAGGUGACCCGGGUCAUGCCCAGGAGAAUGCAUCCAUCCACCAUGGAGAUAAAUGCUAUCAGGAAUCUAUCACCAAUAGUUUGUCGAAUAUACUUCUUGGAUGGUAAAACCAAGGCUUUGGGCUUCCAACCCUGCGAUACUGUGACAGAAGUGUUAGAUAGAAUGGCUGAGAAGAUCGGACUGCAAAGUCUGGAAGGAUGGGCGCUCUAUGAGGUGACGCCAGAUCGGGAACGGUAUUUGCGAGGAUUUGAAUUUCUUGCUGAUGUUAUGUCUCAGUGGGAACUUGAAAACCGCUCAUCUACCCAGCUCACCAAAUAUCAGACAGUCUCGAAGAAGAGUGGUUAUGACCACGCACUAGGGGGAGGUGAUGCUAAAUUUUUCUUCCGUAAGCGUGUAUUCAAGCAUAUAAAGGAUGUCUGUAAUGACCCAGUGGAAUAUCACUUACUUUAUUCACAAGCUGUACAGAGUGUAGUUUUGCUUGAUGAAUAUGCAGUGCCUGAAAAACUAGCAGUACAGUUGGCAGGUCUUCAGGCUCAGGUUGUCCUCGGCAACUAUGAAGAAGGGAAAGAAGACAGGUAUGAAGACAGUGACCAGUAUCUAUGCAAGCGAAUCAUAAGUAGUGGUAAAAAGAACUGGAGUAAGGAGAUAGAACAAGCACAUCAGCAUUAUGGUAGCGGUAAAUCAGAGCUAGAGGCCAAGGUGUGGUACCUUACAUGUGUAAAGCAGUUCCCUCUCUAUGGUUGCACUAUGUUCCCAGCCGUUUACAAAGGCCAAUGGUCACAUGGCCCUGAUGUCCUCAUCGCGAUAAACAUGGAUGGUGUAAAAUUCAUCCGGCCAAAGGACAAGCUGAUAAUCCAGGACUGCCGCUAUCAGGAUAUAGAGUCCAUUUCGAUAGAUUCUAUCGACAAUUAUGUGACGUUUGAGGUGAAAAAUAGCGCGGAAGGAUUACAUCGCUCAUACAUGUUUGAGAGUGUGUGCAAGGAUGAUAUAGGAAGUUUGAUAGCCAGCUAUUGGCCAUCAUUAGCAGGCUGGCUUAGACACGGCACAGAACCUUAUCCAAAGCAGCCAAUGAAGGUGACCGAAGACGACAGGCUCAAACUGUUUGAUGAUGUCCUAUCAUGUCGGCGGAUCCUAAUGGAGUCUAAUCUACUGCAGAAGCCUUCCCAUGAAGGAGUCGGAUUUUUCAAAAACACACUCAGGAGAUUAAGUAGAAGUAGACUAGAAAAGUUAAAGGAGAGUGAUGACCCAGAGAACGACUUCAAGGUCAGCUACUGGUCUUACACCAAGACUCCAAUGAAGCAGGCUAUUGCAAUCUUCAAAGACCCAGAGUUGGAGGAUAUAGCUGUCAAGAUGUUCAACUCAACGCUUAUCUAUGCAGGAUUAGACCACUCUGCUAACCUGCAGGGCGAUGAUCACCUGGGUGUUAUUCAAGUCUUGCUGACCAAGUGUCAGGAAUCUGAGGAACUAUGCAACGAAUUCUAUCUCCAGCUCAUAAAGCAAACCACUGAUCAUCCUGAUCCCAACAGCCGAGUGAAUGUUCGUAACUGGCAGCUGUUGGCCAUGUCCACUUCAACAGUAUUGCCCUGCGACCAGAACAUUAUUAGCUACCUCCAAGCCCACCUACGUAAAUGUGCUGUGGAUAGAAACACCGACGAAGGCAGGUUUGCUGUCUUUUGUCAAAAGUGCCUGAGUCGAAGUCUUGAAAGACAGGUUCGAAAAUACCCGCCAUCAUAUAGUGAGAUCUCCUGGGUCAUACAAAGAAAGCAAAUCCAUGAGAAAAUCCAUUUCCUCGAUGGGCAACAUCGCCUGUUGGAGUUUGAUUCUGUUACUACUGCUGAAGAGGUGGUGAAAUUGGUUAAGCAAAAGAUUGGCAUGAGAUUGGAUGCAAGGGGCUGGUCUAUAUAUGAAGUGUUCGGACAGUUAGAGAGAAACAUGAUGCCUGACGAUAGUCUAGCUGAUGCAAUGUAUAAAUGGGAGAAGUGGGCAAGGACAAACAAGUCACAAAAAGAACUCAAGUUUACUUUUAAGAAACGUUUGUUUGUGGACCCUUUCGUUAAUCACCAGGACCAGGUCGAGAUAGAACUGAUCCACCACCAGUCUGUUAUUGACCUCUUUGAGGAAAAGAUACCCCUCACCCCUCAGGAUGCAGUCCAUCUAUGUGCGCUCAGGUCCCAGUCCGAGUUCGGUGAUGCCCUGCUAGAUGGUGGCAAGUCAAGUUUAGAGGACUACAAUACGGUGACACGAAUCCUACCACGUAACAUCCGCGAGAGUGUGCGAGAGGAUGAUAUCUCUGCUAUGCAUAAAGCGCUGAGUGGUAUGGAUGCAACUCAGGCUAACAUAGCUUUCAUGGAGGUGCUGAAAAACUGGCCACUAUAUGGGGCUACCAUGUUUGAGGUUUCUCAAACGCAUGCCUCGAACCUACCCAAGACAUUGUGGUUUGCUGUUAAUCAGCACGGGUUUCAUCUGCUGGAGGUCAAAGGAUCAAAAAUUCUUGCCUCUUUCAACUACGGGGAUAUCUUUAGCUAUAGUCCUUCACUAAAAAGCCUGAUGGUCAUUAUAGGCAGUGUGACGAAGGGAUCUAAGUUCAUCUUCAAUACAACACAGGCUUCUCAAAUUGCUCACCUGAUGAAAGACUACACGCUAGAGUUGGCACAUAAUCAACGUCAGCGAGACAAUCUCCUGUCUGUUCCUGGCGAAGAUGACCUUUUCCGUCGCCAGCAUCGUGGUGGCACAGGAAGUCGCAAAAGUCGUAGUCGCAGUCCAUCCAGAGAAAGGAUCGAGCGCACACCGCUGCAAAUUUCACGUGAUAGGCUGCAGAGCCGGUCACGAACUCCUUCCCCUGCGGCUGGAAAACGCCACGGCAGCCUACCUAGCUCAACACAUUUAUAGCAAUGACUUUUGUGAUUCUGUCUUAUUUUAACAUUGUCCUGAUUUUGUGAUCUGCUGGCUGCUACCUGGUUGUUCGUUCUUCUCGUUCUACUGAAUGGACUGAAUUGUAAACAUUUGAACAAUCCACUGUAAACCCCUUCACUUUUGCAAGGGGGUACUGCAGCGAACUUAGAGGCUUGGAAGUGUUUAUCUGGAUGGUUUUGUCAUUGCUUACACAACCCUUUCGUAAUAACCUUCCCACCAUUGACCCUGAAUCUGGGUGUCAUCAGCCACAGACACUUGUUGGUACAAGGUUAUAGCUUUUAGCAAAAUGCUCAUGGUUGUGUAUGAAUGUGAUUUCAUCCUGUCUGUCAACAAUGAAAAGGAUUGGCGUUAAAUAAAGUUUCGGCCAGCUUUUAGAAUUUGUGGUUAUGGUAGGACUUGAGGACCAAUGUAUAGAGUUGCCAUCUUCAUUGAAUUUUGAUAAUUAAACCACUAAGUAAUUGUUACUGUUGGAAUGAUUCAAAAUGAUGACCUGUGAGUUGAUGAUAAAGAGGCAUAAUUGUUGGAAGGGUGAAUUUAAUUGAGAGCUUUUUCAUCAGGUGCUGUCACCCAAGAACUUUUGGCGAUUGACAAAUUCCUUUUACAACAUGGUUAUUCCCAAUGGAUUCAGAGCAAUUGCUCUUAUAUACUCUGCAAAGGACAUUCUAAAAAAACAAGACUUUUACUAUUUUUGGUUAUAAUUCCACUGUAAAUAGCAUGAAGCCCAGAUGAAGCGCAAGGUAUCUGUGAUUUAUUUAAAUUUAUGCAAUGAUUAGGUUCUUAAGUCUUGUUACAGAUUGAGGUAUAGGUAAUGUAAACCAUGAAAUAGUCGCUAUUGCCUAUGAACAUAAAAAGCUAGAAAAUUUGAACUACAAUGCAUUAACCAUUUGAUUUCAUCAAUAAAUCCAAUAUUUAAUGGACCGACACUCAAAACUGAGCACAUUUGCCAACUUUAAGCUCCAUGAACUCUUGGUUUGCUGUGCACUGUAGUAGGAAUUGGAACAGAAAUUGUGGCUGGAAUAGCUACGAUUGGUUGCUGGGAAAGGUAAUUUAAUGGUACAUGGCUCACCUUGAUCUGGUUCAUUUAAGAGAUGUUUUGAAUUGGUCUAGAAAGAUUUAAUUUCCACCAGAGAUAGCUAAAAUAUUGAUUUCACCUGGUUUCAAUUUAUCUUGUUAAUGUUAAAGUUUUAAAAGUAAUUCUAAAAAGUGCCAUUCUUUCGUAUUACAUGAUUACGUUUUGAGAAAUAUCCAUUUUUCUUUGGAGCCUUUGGCUUGCUAAAGCUUGGUAAGUUUACAACAUGGUUCCAUGGGAAACUCUAUUCCGACUGCACAUUUUCACAAAUUGUAAAUUUUUCAAGUUCAUACAAUCAUAUAUUGUAUACUCUGCCCACUAUAAGGAAACAGACCUCCACAUAAGCAUUUUUCAUUGCAUUGGAACUUGAUUUCUCCAGGUAUAGGAUACAUUGAAAAUAAGAAAGAAAAAUGUUCAUUCUUUUCAAUGUAAUCAACAACGUAAACUAAGAGAAAUUGUUUCCUUGUGUGGUAUACUACAUCAGGAUUUGGCCACGCAUUGUAGAUUAAGGAUUGGGAGAUAUAGGAGAACCUUUCGGCUCAAUCAUUGACCACAUCAUAUUCACAUAGCAAUUCAUAUCAGUGAGAAUUAAUAAAGUGUCAAUUUGAUUUGGAAGAAGCAUGGAUAAAAUGUCAUGUCGUCACAUAAUGCAUUGCAUAAUGAGAAAGCUUUUCAUCUUGCCACUAUAGAUAAUCAUGAUGACUUCAUAAUAUUUGUGGAUGUUUUGAGUACUGCUCAUGACUUGAUUUCUGAACACCAUAACGAGUUGAUUAGUGAAGAGUACUGGUCCCAAAAUGAUAUUGUGAGUGCAGUGGCAGAGUGUAAGGGUAUCUCAGCGUCACUCUAUCUUCUGAACUGGCCUGAAAUGCCCAAGUGAAGCGCUGUGUCGAUGCUCCAUGGUUUCUAGAGGAGGUUUUCUGGAUUAGGCUGCAGAAGAAGUAUAAGCACAUUGAGAAUGUUAUACCAUUAUAGAGUGCUUUGUAUAUAAAAAAGGUGAAUGAAUUUUUGGUGGCCUGAUGAAUUUAAUUAGUGCUUAGUCACACCAUGCGGCAUUUUGAUACAUGUAGUGUCACAGUAUGAUUUCUAGAAUGAACAUGUAUGUAGUGUACUACUGAUGCAGGCAUCAUUAAUAGAACUGCCCUGUUUUGUUGAAUCUAGGAUAUAAGGGCUUUUUCAUUAAUUGGAUGUUUUUUGAACACCUGAUGAUAAUAGCUUUCUCCAUAGCUACACUAAUAAGCAUUCACUUUCAUUCUUAAUGGAGCGGGGGUCAAAUUAGGAUUUUAUAGCACCGAACACCUUUCAGUGACGGAAUAAACUACUAUCUCAGUAUUAGAUUGUCACUAUCUCCAAAAAUAACAUUACUUUGUACUAUCAUAAAUGUGACCCACUCUACCAAAACUAGGCGCUUGUCGCAUCUGAACUUGACAGGUUGAUACGGACUUGUUGUUCAUUUCCCUAUUGUAGACCUUUUGUGAAAUGUGACCAAAUCAGUUUGUAAUAGAUUUCACAAAAGGUCUACAAUAGGGAAAUGAACAACAAGUCCGUAUCAACCU